GAAGUACUCCGUACAUCGACCGGAAAUAACGAUGACGAGUCCGGUCAAGGGAGAUAUAAAUAGCCAGGGGACAUCAGCCUAGGAUGGCAUGCGGUUGGAUGCGAUAAGCACCAAAGACACCAAGGAUCUCACCAAGGAGCGACUAACCUCGCGCUUGCGGCUGCCCCUCCUUAUUUCAUCCGUCAAAUUAAACCAGCCCAGCGAGAUAGGAUGGGCGCGAUGAGGCCAUCUGUCAGCAUGCUGCGACUACGUUAUUUAACUGAAUGCUUUUUUCCAGAUGCAUCAGUUUCCACCACUUUCGUUCUUGCAUCGCUGACCUCGAGAAUUGGACGUUAGCAACACCAAUCAACACCAUCAAUCACCACCACCACCACCGAAUCGCACCGAGUCCAGCGCCUGCGUGCCUGCAACAUCAUCAAAAUGGCGUCGCAAGACACUUUCCAGCUCUACUCGUUUUACAACUCCUCCUGCUGCCAGCGGAUUAUCAUCGCCGCUCACCUCAAAGGCAUCCCUCUUGAAUUCGCCUACCUGAAUCUCGGGGCGCGAGAACACCAGGGGGACGAAUACAAGGACGCGCUGAACCCGAGUGGUAGCGUGCCAACGCUAGUCAUACACCACCCCGAUGGCGAGAAGACCAUCAUCCGACAGUCCAUGACCAUUUUGGAGUACUUCGACGAGCGCUUCCCCGACACAAACCCUCUCCUGCCACCCGCCUCGGCGUGGAAGGAGCGCAUCCAGAUCCGCGACCUGGUCAACAUCAUCGCGAUUGACGUCCAACCUGUCACAAACUCUCGCAUCUGUAAACGACUGAGGGCCGUGCGAGAUAACGUCGAUGAUCAGAUUAACUUCGCCAGACAGGUGUUCACGGAUGGUCUCACUGCCUACGAGGCGUUGCUCUCCCCAUCGAGCAAAUACUCGUUCGGCGACCAAGUCACCCUGGCUGAUGUGGUCCUGGUUCCUACCGUCGAUCAGGCCAUAAUGUACAAAACCCCGUUGGACUUCGCGCCAAAUGUCAAGAGGGUGUAUGACUCGCUGAAAGAACUGGAGUCGUUCAAGGCUGCCGAUUACAGAAGGCAGGGCGAUACCCCGGAGCAGAUUAGGCUGCCUUGAAAACGAGGUUAAAUGUUGCAGCAUGCAUGCGUGACUCGGGUUUGAGCUGUCACAUCAUGUACAAACACGUUUGCCCGUUCCGUUCCUGUUGCAUGGCAAAUUUACACAUCUGUGUCGAGAGCUUAUCCAACCACGCCAUAACCAGCCGUAAGACAGUGCACAGCGCAUUGCUGACAGAUACUAGCGAAUUUUA
Aspergillus heteromorphus CBS 117.55 is the source of this 1303-nucleotide messenger RNA. RefSeq names its product thioredoxin-like protein. The transcript has a single exon. Gene Ontology annotation, molecular function: maleylacetoacetate isomerase activity; glutathione transferase activity. NCBI's taxonomy places the organism in Eukaryota, Fungi, Ascomycota, Eurotiomycetes, Eurotiales, Aspergillaceae. The record is from RefSeq and is a predicted model, not a curated record. Gene Ontology annotation, biological process: L-phenylalanine catabolic process; glutathione metabolic process. Gene Ontology annotation, cellular component: cytoplasm; mitochondrion. Bases 421 to 1110 code for a protein of 229 amino acids.